Messenger RNA from Westerdykella ornata, 1866 nucleotides. Its product is annotated as Paf1-domain-containing protein. NCBI's taxonomy places the organism in Eukaryota, Fungi, Ascomycota, Dothideomycetes, Pleosporales, Sporormiaceae. Gene Ontology annotation, biological process: transcription elongation by RNA polymerase II. The record is from RefSeq and is a predicted model, not a curated record. Bases 126 to 1493 code for a protein of 455 amino acids. The transcript is spliced from 2 exons. Gene Ontology annotation, cellular component: Cdc73/Paf1 complex. Gene Ontology annotation, molecular function: RNA polymerase II complex binding; chromatin binding.
GGACAGGAAAUCGAGCCCUUUCAGUCUACAUUUGCGCAACCUCGCUCACAACCUCGCUCGCAACCCGCUCCCUCCGCCGUCACAACUCUACUCUGCAUUAAUUCAUUGUUAACACUCACGAAGCUAUGGCGGACCGACCGCGACAAACAAUCCAUCAGGAUUACAUCGCGCGCAUCCGCUAUUCGAACGCGCUCCCUCCUCCGCCAUGUCCUCCGAAGCUCCUCGAUAUCCCCAAUACCGGCCUCUCGAGUGGACUCUACACCUCCGCAAACUUUGCCAAUAGGCUUGUAAGAGAGCAACCGCUGAAUAUCGAAGCCGAUGCGGAGCUGGGCAUGCCGAUAGAUUUGGUCGGAAUUCCCGGCGUCUUUGAUGGCGAUGAAUCCGCGAUACAAGCAAUGGAGAAAGCUCCGCCGCUCCAUCCAGCAGAUCGAGCGCUCAUGCGUCCUCCGAAUGCGUUGGGAAAGGCGUCGUCCGCCGUCGCAUCUGGCAUCAGUUUCUUGCGUCGCACCGAAUACACGACCGCCUUCACCACCGGAGGCUCCAAGUUCGAGUCCAGUACCUCGUCGAAUACCAUGCGCUUGAAGGCCAAGCGUCGGAGAGCAGACUUGUCACAAGACGACCCGCUCAACAUCGCAAAACACAUCCAGAAGGGCUUCGACCUUGCCUAUCCGGCCGACGCACACACUGGCGUGGACACGGAGGACAAACUCCGCGCAGCACAGAUUGCGCCCGAGGAGAAGCAAGCCUGGAGGAACCCGAAACACCCCAGCAAACCUAACCUCACGCUCCUCGACUCGUACCCCUUACUCCCCGACUGGGACGCGGUGCCCGACACGGGGUCGUACAUGAUCUACCGGUUCGCCGCGCCGCCAGUGAAGGACACUGAGAGCGGCUACGACGAACGCCUGGACGUCGCCAUCCUCCGACCCAUGGGCGAAUCCAUCGACGACCACGAAACUUACCUAGCCGAAGUACAACGCCACAAAGAAGAUCCGACGCUGCCCCUCCCCUUACCCAGAUACCACUUCGAAUUCUUCCUGCCGGCCGACAAGGACAAGGACAAGGUCCGGGGCAUCAAGCGCAACUUCAGCACCUUCGACCCGGACAACGAGGACGAGAUCCCGUUCGACCAGGGCGUCGACGACGAGGGCCGGCCCAGGAAAUUCUUCAAGUACGAAAACAUACGCACCUACGAUACGCACAACCAGUCCGGCGACCCCAACGACACGUACGGCAACGUCGUCGCGCUGGCGCUGCACGACCCAGAGACGCACCCGGCGCCGCGGCUCCGCGCCACCAAGCUGCAGAAGGCGGCGUACUUCUACCCCAUCAGCCAGCGCACCGUCAUCAAGCCCAAGCGUCCUGGGAAGUUGGAGCUCUUGGAUGGCGAGUACACACGUGUCGAUGUCAUUGAGGCUGUGGGCAGGGAUCCGGCGCAGGAGGCGGAGAAGCGGACCGAGAUACGGAGGCGGUAUGAUGUUCUUGAGACUUAGCGCGGGAAAGGAGUGGCAAGUGGAUGGUGCGCGAGUUGUGAGGGCAGUGGGGACAGGAUACUUGUUCUUAGCUCAUUGCAUGGUACUCGUGCGAGGCCAAGUGGAGGCGGAGAAGAGCAUGUUUACAUGGACUCCAGGUAUUAUAUUAGCCUUCUGAAAGUGGUACUUCAGAAUAUCACCCUUAUGGAAAGGCGGGAUUCUGGUUCGGAGUCAAGUGGAAGCUCAUUUCAUGAUACCAUUUUGUCUGCAUUGAAAUUCAAGGCUCGUGGAGCAAGUGAGAUUGACUGCUAGGCGCUGGAAGAUUGCCAUGGAGAAAUAGCAGAAUCUAGCAUUGUCUCCAUUGGUUGAUAGAUAUACACAGUAGAUGUGCAGU